AGACUUCAGAGCAAAAGUUGUUUCCCCAAAUUGUGAAUUGCAUUUCUAAUUGCUUCUCCCGCUGUCCCGCAUCUCUCUUUCGUCUUUCCUUCACAAUUUCUCAAACAAACCCUAGCCACCGCCGCCACGAGUGCACCGCAGCCACCACCGCCACCGCCACCGCCACCCUUCAGCCACCGCCACCACAGCCACCACCGCCACGUUGUAAAGUCAGUCGAUUGUAAGUGUCAGAAAGCAGGGAUGGACAGUCACAAGGUUGAAGAUAAAGAGCUAGAAUUUCGUCCAGAAGAUUCAAGUCACUUCGAAAAGUAUGGAGUUUCAGCAGCAUCUGUGGAAGCAGAACCUUGUGUCGUGGAUAUUAAAAGUUCAAACAAUAAAAGAUGGAGUAGCCACAACUUUCCAUGGGCAAAGGGGCUAGAGGAAUUCAGCGGAAGAUUAUUUGGCAAUUUUUCUUUGGAACCGGAGCAAAGAGAAGUGAUCAAUGCAACUAUGAGUGGACGCGAUGUUUUUGCAGAUGUGUCAGCUAUAGACGGACGUGAAGUGACAUAUCAGGUCCCUGCUCUUUUAUGUCCUGGGAUGACUUUGGUUGUUGUCCCACCUCUUCUCAUAGCCAACAUUAAAGUUAAGAAUCCACCAUUGGGAAGAAAAUCUAUGGGUCUAUCUGGCUUAAUGGAGCUGACUGAACAACAGAGGAUUCUGGGGGAGCUUGUGAAAGAAAGUAGUGAAUGCAAGCUGCUAUAUGUCACCGCUGGCACAAUUACCAAGUUGAGCGUGCCGAGGAGUAGAGUAGGCGAAGGUUGCCGCUAUCAUCUCACUGGAGUCCAGCCACUACAGCGGAAAUCAUCACUCUUACCAAUCUCUCGGUGCUUGCAAGUUGCCAAAGAAUAUUGUGAGCAAUUGGGUGUUGAACCUUGUAUAAAACUUUUUGAGCAAUUCAAAUCAUAUGAAGGAUUGUACUUCUUCUUGGGGUCUUAUCUGAGCUCAAGUGAGGACCCUGACAUCCAUUUUAAGUAUAUUGAAGCAGCUGCAAAGACAGGGCAGAUCAAGGAGGUUGAGCGUGUUACAAGGGAAUCAAAUUUCUAUGACCCAGAGAAGACUAAAAAUUUCUUGAUGGAAGCCAAGCUUCCGGAUGCUAGACCCCUAAUAAAUGUGUGCGAUCGAUUUGGUUUUGUUCCAGAUCUUACACACUACCUGUAUACAAACAACAUGCUCCGGUAUAUUGAAGGAUAUGUGCAGAAGGUCAAUCCUGGAAAUGCUCCACUAGUUGUGGGGCAGCUGCUAGACGAUGAAUGUCCCGAAGAUUUUAUUAAAGGCUUGAUUCUCUCUGUCCGUUCGCUUCUUCCUGUUGAGCCUCUCGUGGACGAGUGUGAGAAAAGGAACCGGCUUCGGUUACUUGCCCAAUUUUUGGAGCAUCUUGUGAGCGAAGGAAGCCAGGAUGUGCAUGUGCACAAUGCACUUGGAAAGAUCAUUAUAGACAGUAAUAAUAACCCUGAGCACUUUCUCACUACCAACCCAUAUUAUGAUUCACGUGUCGUGGGCAAAUACUGUGAGAAGCGUGAUCCUACCCUUGCUGUUGUUGCCUAUCGGAGAGGGCAGUGUGAUGAUGAACUCAUCAAUGUAACAAAUAAGAACUCCCUGUUUAAGUUGCAGGCCAGGCUCCAGGAAUGGUUUCAAUGAUGAGGGAACUCCAAAAUCCGCUGCUAGGAAGUCACCAUCUUGGAAUUGAUGAUACCAAAAAUAUUGCAAGAGUGGUACAACACAUGCUUAUAGAUGGUGCUCUUUUGCAAAUUACUGCAAGGAGAUUACGUGGUUCUCUUGAAAAAGUUGAGUUUCUAUUUGAAAAUGGUAUCUAGUUGUCACUCUACAUCUCUUUACAUUCACCUUGUUAUGAUCGUCAUUUCGGACUAAUUUCUUUGUGCUAAUUGCAUAUAUAUUCUUCAUGAACUUUUCUUCUCCAACUUGAGAAAUGGUCCAUCAGUUUCUCAGAAAGUCGAAAGCCCUCCCAAAACUAUAUGCUUUGAUUUUUUCUGAAUUUUUAUUUGGGGAUGUUUAAAAAUGAAAGGUAAGAGAAUUUGAAUGGGGAAGAAUACAAUUUACAGGGCAAAUUUAUGCAAUAAUUUUACGUGUAACAUUUAAAUGAUGUUUUAGGAGAAUUAACUUUGUUAUAGUCAGCAAAUUGCUAGAUUUCUCCAAAUACAAAAAUUUACAGUAUUUGAUAUGUUUACUUACGAUAUAGUCUAGAUGUGCCUCGGUGCUUCCUCCAAAGUUGCAUGUUUAGACCAAUUUGCUUCUGCUUUAUGAUUGAAGUGGACAUUUCUUUGCAUUUAGAAGCUACAUUGCUUUAGAUGCAUCUCAGUAUGCUGCGCGUUGACUAACUUGUCGCAUUCACUGUUUGGAUAGGUGGGAGUAUAUUGGCGUCACUUGGUUCCUUUCAGCAAAUGUGGUUUUCAAAAUCUAAGUUUGAGGAACAUGGAGCUUCUAAUGUUCAAAGAAAAUGCCCGUAAAGUACAUUACUGGUGCAGACAAUUAUCACAUUAGACAAAAAUUCAUGGAGCUGACUUCACUUUUGAUUAGUUCACUGACGGUAUGGGUUGCUCGGUUUUAAUAUCCUGCUUUAUAGGCGCCCAAACAAUGUACUAUAUAUAUUGUACCUCUCGCGAAUCGUUGCUAAUGUUGUACAAUUACGUUACCUGACUUUUAGUUCAACAAAUUAUACUUGUUAGGGAAUCUUUCAAGUUUGUACUUGUUACUGACUUUUAGUUUAACAAAUUAUAUUUGAGCAUUGACUUUUGCUUUUAGAUUACUAUAUGCAUUCUGUUCUUUGGGAUAAUUUUACAAGUCCUUUGGAUUUUUUGAUUGACGGAAUGUAUAGCAGGGACUGGGAGCACUACCCGCAGGUUGCUUCUAUAUAAAAAAAAAAAAAAAAAAAACUCCUGACAGUUAAAAGUGUCAGCAUAGCUCCGUUAAAAAAACUCCUACUUAUUACUAACUAUAACUAUCCUGACACUUUCGAUUAUCAAGAAAACGAAUUUUCGUUGGCAGAUGAGAUGUUAUAACAGUAUAGUUUUCCUGACACAUUUGAAUACUACAUACCUAUCCCUACAUUGGAAGGGACGACACUCGUCCGAGGUGUGAGGAAAGGUAAAGUGUCAUGUUAGAUUAUGUAUACGGACACCUCUAAAUGCCGUUAAAGGUCAUUUUUGUUGUAGUGGUAAUACGCAGGGUUCUUCUGUCCAAAGACCUUUUAAAGGAUGAAAGGACAAUUCUGAAGAUCAAUUGGACAGAUACACAGGUUGGCAUCGAUAUAUCCCAGAGAUGGAGUAAAUGAUCCAUUGACCUUUCAUGGAAAGCUUCAAUCAGCGGCUGAGCAAGAGCACAUAGAAGGAUCGAUAAAAGCUCUACUGAACGCGGCGAGGGAGACAUUCAAUUUUGGUGAAAUUCCUAUAAUGGCGGGACACAUAGUUUACCCAAAGUUUGAACACGAGUAUGAACCAAUUAAGGAAAUAGGAAGCGGUAGCUUUGGAGUCGUGUUUGAAUGCAAGGUCAAACUUGAUGACACGUAUUGUGCUGUUAAGCUUAUACGUUUUCCCGCAUCAGAAGAUGAAGAAGAAGUUCAACGUACCGAAUCAAGAAAAAAAGUUCAACGUGUGAUUAAUGAAGUCAAAAUGCUCAGUCUUGCACAACAUCCAAAUGUUGUGCGCUAUUCUCAGGCAUGGAUUGAAGAUUACAGAGAACAAAAUCGGGUCAGAGGUUAAUACUCUGGUUCCGCUUCAUAUGGCCCGAGGGAGAGGAUGAUGUAUAUUCAUAUGGAACUUUGUAAGGGGUCAUUGAAGUCUAAAUUAACGGAGGAGGAGGAGCUACGUACGGAUAUGGCAUGGAGUUACUUUCGGCAGAUUUUGGAGGCUUUACAGUUCAUACACGGCAAAGAUAUUAUUCAUCGGGACUUGAAGCCGGAUAAUAUUUUCAUAGACAACAGUGGAACAGUGAAAAUUGGGGACUUUGGAUUAGCUCUGCGUGAGGUUGUCAGAUCGACCACAAAGGAUGUCAGUUCGACCACAUCCUCGACCACGAAGGAUGUCAGUUCGACCACAAAUUCGUCACCAGUUGGUACGUAUCUCUACCGUGCACCUGAAAUGAAAGAGAGGGACCCCAACAAGCCCACCAACAAGCCCACCAACAAGGUGGACAUGUAUGCCUUGGGGUUGAUUGUAUUCCAGCUGUUUUGUCCCCGGAGAUGUUCUGAGCUCGAACUGUUGAAACUAACAGAAUCGCCCGGGCAAGUUUGCGAAAAGUAUAAGGUGGAUGAAACUGCCAAGCCCCUGAUCUUGAAGCUACUUCGGACAGAUCCAUUGAAACGGCCUUCUGCUGCUGAUCUUCUACAGCAUUUAGAUACAUUGGAGGGGAAAAAACAAGAAGCACAACUACAGAAACUUUCAUAGCAUUUUGAAACUGACAUUUAGCAACUGCGAUGGGCCAUGCAGUUGGCUGUGCCUGAAACUGGGGAAAACCCUACGAAAUGGAUGCUGUUUAUCACUGUUUGACACUUGCAGAAACUUGCAAAGUUGUGCACAUGGUGCCAUGUCACCUAGACUCCUUUUUGAUAUUGUAUAAUGAAUUUGUUUCUGCAACAAUGCUAUUUUGAAGUGUGCCAAAGGCAUUAGGCCAUUUCUGUUACUGAAAAGAGUUUCAGCAACUUCCUCCUAAUCCUUGUCUGUGUGAAAAAUGCUGAGAAAUUCUUUCCAUGUCUUGUGUUAUUAACUGGGCAUUCAAGAAGUUAAAGUCUGCUUUCCUUCAUUGAUAA
Molecule: messenger RNA, 4801 nt
Organism: Coffea arabica (coffee)
Lineage: Eukaryota; Viridiplantae; Streptophyta; Magnoliopsida; Gentianales; Rubiaceae
Product: clathrin heavy chain 1-like
Biological process (GO): receptor-mediated endocytosis; intracellular protein transport
Cellular component (GO): clathrin complex; plasma membrane; plasmodesma
Molecular function (GO): clathrin light chain binding
Source: RefSeq, a predicted model, not a curated record